Messenger RNA from Salarias fasciatus (jewelled blenny), 2471 nucleotides. It is a transcript of the gene tead4, whose product is annotated as TEA domain transcription factor 4. Gene Ontology annotation, molecular function: DNA-binding transcription factor activity, RNA polymerase II-specific; RNA polymerase II cis-regulatory region sequence-specific DNA binding. The coding region runs from base 527 to 1624 and encodes 365 amino acids. Gene Ontology annotation, biological process: regulation of transcription by RNA polymerase II; embryonic organ development; hippo signaling. Gene Ontology annotation, cellular component: transcription regulator complex. The record is from RefSeq and is a predicted model, not a curated record. NCBI's taxonomy places the organism in Eukaryota, Metazoa, Chordata, Actinopteri, Blenniiformes, Blenniidae. The transcript has 12 exons.
CAUACCACGGCUAAUUCCUGAAAUUCCUGCCCUCCUCUCGCUUCAAACAAGCGGCUUCAGGAAGGAGACGAGGCAGCAGAAAACAAACAAAGAGGAGGGGGAAAAAAAGAAAACGGAGCCACUUUUUAAUUUAAAAUUCAAAAUACAUAAUAUUCAUCCACCUGCCGGCCUGCUGAUAAAGAGUUUUCCCCCCCAGAACCAUCAUCAUCCUCAUCAGACCUGUGGAUUUCAUACCGACAGGUCUUCUUCCUGUGGCAGCAUCCUUACUUCAUCAUCCUCUGCAAGGUCCCAGCCCCCUCCCCUUGCUCUGUGGUCCCCUUUCCAUCGUCCCACCACGUCUGCAGAGUGGGUGCCGGCUCCCUCCCCCAGGGGUGGGAGUGAUGAGCUUGGGGACGGUCUGGACAAACCCCUGGAGAAUGAUGCGGAGGGUGUGUGGAGCCCCGACAUCGAGCAGAGCUUCCAGGAGGCCCUGGCCAUCUACCCACCAUGCGGCCGCAGGAAGAUCAUCCUCUCUGACGAGGGCAAGAUGUACGGACGAAAUGAGUUGAUUGCACGUUACAUCAAACUCCGCACAGGAAAGACGCGGACCAGGAAGCAGGUGUCCAGUCACAUCCAGGUUCUGGCCCGACGAAAGGCCAGGGAGAUCCAGGUGAAGCUGAAGGUACGCUACGAUCAGGCCGCCAAAGACAAGGCCCUCCAGAGCAUGGCCACCAUGUCUUCAGCUCAGAUCAUCUCGCCCACAGCUUUCCCGAACAAGAUGGCUCUUCAGGGCCUCUCUAGACCGGCUUACCCCACGGCUGGUGGGUUUUGGCAUGGGGCCCUUCCAGGACAGCCGGGAGGCCAUGAAGACAUUAAGCCCUUCUCCCAGCAGAGUUAUGCCAUGCAAGCGACCGGCCCGGCCCCCAUAACAGGCUAUGAAAGCACGGCGGGGCUGUCCAUGUCUCCUGGUGCCCCCCCUUGGCAGGGCAGAAGCAUCGCCAGCCCGAAGCUGCGAAUGCUGGAGUUCUCCGCCUUCCUGGAGCAACCGCAAGACCCAGAGACCUUCAAUAAGCACCUGUUUGUGCACAUCGGCCAAUCCAACCCCAGCUUCAGCGACCCCUAUCUGGAGUCCGUGGACAUCCGGCAGAUCUACGACAAGUUCCCCGAGAAGAAAGGAGGCCUGAAGGAGCUGUUUGACAAAGGGCCGCACAACGCUUUCUUCCUCGUCAAGUUCUGGGCGGAUCUCAGCAUAAACCUGCAGGAUGACAGCAGCUUCUUUUAUGGCGUGUCCAGCCAGUACGAGAGCUCAGAAAACAUGAUCAUCACCUCGUCCACCAAAGUCUGCUCCUUUGGCAAACAGGUGGUGGAGAAAGUAGAGACGGAGUACGCGCGCUUUGAGAACGGCCGCUAUGUGUUUCGGAUCCACCGUUCCCCGUUAUGUGAAUACAUGAUCAACUUCAUCCACAAGCUCAAGCACCUACCGGAGAAGUACAUGAUGAACAGCGUACUGGAAAACUUCACCAUCCUACAGGUGGUGACUAACAGGGACACGUUGGAGACCCUGCUGUGCAUAGCCUACGUCUUCGAGGUGUCCACCAGUGAGCACGGCGCCCAGCAUCACAUCUACAGGCUAGUCAAAGACUGACACAGCACCGCAGUCUGGACUUUGCCAGCUCUUAGACAAUUUGUAGCACAUCGGUAUCAGCGGCAACUCUAAAAGAAUGGACUACUUCUUCCAAAAAGCUCCGAGAUGAAACCGUUACAACUUGGUCGGGAGCUCAGAGGAACACCGGCUGCGUCAGCGAGAGAAGACUGUGGAAGCUGAGAUUGUCUGUGUGUGAAAAGUGGCAAGAAGAAACGGAGAGGAAAGAAAAGUACAAAAAAAAAAAAAAACAUGAAGGACCAUCAUACACUGUGGUCUCUAUACCAAAGGAGCCGAACAUAGCCAAUAAGACCUGCAUGAGAGAGUUAGCAUUGGUGGUGUUUUUCAUCUCAUUUUUACUAGAGCUUGUUUUUAUUGUAGAUUCUUUUACACAGGCAUGUGCAGGGGAUGUCCUACAGAGGAGUUUGGCUGCCUCAGGGUGCCAUCUAGUGACUUUACUAUGUAUAACAAUGGGAAAAUUAGAGCGAGAAGUACAGUGGAUCCCUCUUUUGCACAUCUGUGAAAUUUCACUGUUUUUUUUUUGUGCCAAUGUUUAGUGUUUUUUGAGCAUUUGAGUAAUUAUGUACAGAGCCACAUCCACCUCCUCCUAAACAAGGAGCGAUGAGGAGUGGCUAAAAUGAUUUGAAAGAGCUAUUAUUGUAUUCACUUCAAUGUUUCUUGUUAAAUGUUUCUUGUAUUGUCUUACUGUUUUUGAUCGAACACUAUCUGACCCCAACAUAAGGCACAUAAUAACACUGCUAACUUGAACCAGAUUUGGAUCUGUAAGCUGAAGUUGUUCGUAUCUGUAUCUCGCCCUGAAGUGUCAGAUGAAAAUACAAGUAUUUCUUAC